This is a messenger RNA of Stegastes partitus (bicolor damselfish), 11545 nucleotides long. It is a transcript of the gene tnrc6c1, whose product is annotated as trinucleotide repeat containing adaptor 6C1. The transcript has 21 exons. Gene Ontology annotation, biological process: positive regulation of nuclear-transcribed mRNA poly(A) tail shortening; miRNA-mediated post-transcriptional gene silencing. The coding region runs from base 309 to 5927 and encodes 1872 amino acids. Gene Ontology annotation, cellular component: P-body; nucleoplasm. NCBI's taxonomy places the organism in Eukaryota, Metazoa, Chordata, Actinopteri, Pomacentridae. Gene Ontology annotation, molecular function: RNA binding; protein binding. The record is from RefSeq and is a predicted model, not a curated record.
CUGUGGCCGGGGAGGGUGAGGGCUGGUCACAGCUGGAGCACAUCAGGAGGCCGAGGAUGGAGGGGCUGCAGUUGUCAUGGAGACGGCGGACGUGGGGGCGGGGCGUGCCGGAGCGGGCCCCGUUUGUUUUGUUAUUGAAGGUCACAUGGCCGCGCCGAGGCUCCGCCCUCCUCCCCCGUUAGCACCGAUUCAACCGUCUGCUCUCCGGUCAGUUACUACAAAAUGGCUGCAGAGGCUCCGCCGACGAGCACCGACUGAACGCUUCAUGCUGUGAAAAGAAGCAAAAAACAUAAGAAGAGAACCAUUUGAUGGAAGAUAAGAAAAAGAAAAAGCAAGAAGAGAAGAAAAACAAAGAAGCUGCACUGAAGAAGGCCACAGAACAGAUAACCAAAGUGCCAGGCUCUGUAAAGCUCGACCCCAUCCCUCCUCUUCCCCCCAUCAGCCCCAGCGCCGUCCCGUCUGUUCCCCCAAGCAGUGGAAAUGGCCAGCGGUGCCCAUCGGGAGGCCAGCCGCAGACAGCACCCCCGGUCCAGCCCCCGGUCCAGCCCCCGGUCCAGCCGCGCUACCCGGCCAGAGAGGUGCCUCCACGCUUCCGGCAGCAGGAGCACAAGCAGCUGCUGAAGAGGGGCCAGCCUCUGGCCUCCGGGACACUGCCGCUCAGCGCCACUAGUGAACCUAUACGUUCCUCUCCUUGCUCCUCCACAGCCAGCCUGCCCACAGAACUGCCCCCACAGAGUGGCCAGGGAGCCCAGUAUGAUAAUCCCCUCUGGGGACACCUGCCAGCCAACAGGAGUGCCACAAAUGCUGCAUCUUCUACCAACCUUAGUGGCUGGGAUCAACUGAUCAUUGACCAGAAGGACACAGAGGCUUGGCCUUCUAUUACCCUCAGCCAGAGCCAGGCCCCUCCAGGAGGAUGCUCUUUGGACACUGAUCCUGGUCACUUGACCAGCAGCAGCAGCAGCAGCAGCAGCAGUAGUACUAGCAGUACUUGUAGUACAGUGAGUAUGGCCACGGGAGCCAAUAGCCAGACAGGCCACUUCCCUGCCAAUCACCUUAGCAGCAAAGCCAACAGUGGGCCCAGCCCUGCCAAUCAUACUGGAACCAGCAUGCUCUCUAGCCAGGUUGCAACCAAUCGCAGCUGGGGCACUGGGCCUGGACCCUCCCAUUGCCCGCCUCAGUCCUCAGGGGGGAGUGAAGGGAAGGGUGACAGCCCAGUGGGAGGAGGAGGAGGAGGAGGCAGCAGGGGCUGGGGUUCUUCUUCAUCAUCCUCCACCACCAACUUUAACUUGAACCUAAACCCUAAUGCCAACCCAUCUGCCUGGCCCAUGCUGGGGCAUGAUGGGGGAGGCACAGGGGGAGGCAGCUCAGGGGGAGCCAACACCAUUUCACCUCCUCAACCUACACCUAACCUCUGUAAUCCAACUGGCCCCCCACCAGCCAAGACCAGCACCUGUACCGGAGCCAACACUAACAGCAACUCCUCGGGGAUUGGCAGCGCCUGGGGUACCAUAAUGGCUUCUGAUGCACCAGAGCCACACCCCUCCCCGUCCACGAAUGUGUCUUUCAGUUCAGAACCUCAGAACCUUAAAACUGAUGGACCAAAUCACACUAAUAAGCAGGAACCCCCCAGUCCUAUUCGCAACUUGCCUGGCUGGGGCAGUGCACCUGUAGGCUUGGGUUCCAUGAGUCAGCCACCAACAGGGGCCUCACAGGUCAAUGGAGAGGAUGGUAACUCAGUAUGGGGCAACAGUGGCAACUCAAAAGCAACUCCUUCUAAGGAGGCACCUGGCUGGGACUCUGGCUGGGGCCAUGGAGGUGGUGGAGCAGGGAAUUCUGGAGGCUGGGGGGAACAAUCUGGUGGGGACUGGGGUAAGCAGCACACUGAAGAGGCCCAGGGAGGCUGGGAUGCCCCCAGCUCCCCUCCCCAGGAUUCCCAGGCUAGUCCUUGGAGCAGAGCUGUGAGCACAGCCGGUGCUAGUGAAGGGAGCAGCGACAGCAUGGAAGGACACCCCCAGCGGAGAGACCGCUCAUCCAGAGAUAAUCCAGCUCCUCUGCUGCCUGCCCAGGAUCUGGACCCCAGGGUGCUGUGCAACACCGGCUGGGGACAGACCCCGGUACGCCAGCACACUUCCUGGGACAUGGACAAUACUAAACGCAAGAACGAUGCAGGCACUGAAUCAUGGGGCUCCGGCCCAACUACUCCAAGUGAUGCCCAGGGGCCCUCCAACACGGGCCCCACGCAGAGGACUGACUCUGGGAGCAAAAAUGAUGUGCCUGGUUCUCAGGGAGCUUCUGGUUGGGGUGGAAGCAUAGCUGCUACCAACCAGUCCAGCUCUGGUUGGGGAGAGACGUCCAACAACAUUAAGCCCCCAGGAGGCCCUGGUGGCUGGGGAAACCCUCCAGCAGGGGGCCCCAACACCAACAUACCCAAGAAUGGUGGUCAGUCCUGGGGAGAGGAGAAGUCAGCUGGGUGGGAAGAUUCUCACAUCAAGUCAACAUCCCAGAGCUGGGGAGAGCAACCCAAAGCAUCCCACAACUGGGGCAACAGUGGCGGGAGCAAUAAUGCCGGGGACUGGGGAGAACCAGAGGACAGCAAAAAGAGUCCCUCUAAUCCUGGCUGGGAGGGAGAAGCAGGAGGCUGGAAGGAAAACCCACGAGGCUGGGGCAUGUCUUCUUCAGGACCUGGGAUAUCUGGAGCUGGAGGAAAUGGGGGCUGGGGGGAGUCGGUUCCCCAGCGGCCCAGUGGCCCUCCUCAGGGCUGGGGGGGCAAGCCUCAGGAUGGCCCCAGUGGUAAUAGUGGAGGAGGAGGAGGAGGAGGCAUGGGCUCCUGGGGGGGCUCAGGCUCAGUCAAGCAGGGUGCAGGCUGGAGUGGCAGCAAGCAGGACUCCUCUGCUGAGCCCACAGGCUGGGAGGAGCCCUCCCCUCCUUCAAUCCGCCGCAAGAUGGAGAUAGAUGACGGGACCUCGGCUUGGGGCGAUCCCGGCACCUACAACAAGUCAGUCAAUCUGUGGGACAGGAACAAUCCAGGAAUGUCCCAGACUAAAGGCACCGCUGGAGGCAACAAUCCCCCAGGUUCCAACAACAACCACGCCCACUCUCACAAUCACCCUUAUCAUGGGCCGCCUGCACCUCUACAGAACCAUAGCCAAAACAGCCAAAACCCAGGUCCCACCAGCGGGCCUAUGGAUCCUCCUGUGCAACAUCAGUCUGCACCAUCUCACAGCAGGGGUCCCCUGAUAGCUCAAGGUUGGGGAGAGCUUCCCAGCUCCCACACCAAAUCAGAGAGUUCCUGGGGGGAACCUGCACCGUCUCCGGUCAGUGUGGAUAAUGGCACGUCUGCCUGGGGCAAACCUACCGGGAGCUGUGGGGGAUGGGGAGAAGGCAACCCAGACAACUAUGGCAGGGGCAACCCAGCAAUGACAGCUGCACCUUGCAAACCUGCGCCCAAACCUAUGCAAGAUGGAUGGGGAGGCGGCGGUGAAGAGCUCAGCCUGUCUGGGGGUCAGUGGGACGCCGAGGAGGGAGACAUGUGGAACAGCACUGCCUCUCAGGAGAGCAACUCUUCCUGCAACUCUUGGGGCAAUGCAUCCAAGAAGGGCCCGCAAAAGGGGAAGGUCCCAGGGAAGCAGGAGGACACCUGGAUCAUGAACCGUCUUGUCAAACAGCUGACUGACAUGGGCUUCCCUAGGGAUCCAGCAGAGGAGGCAUUAAAGAGCAACAACAUGAACCUGGAUCAGGCCAUGAGUGCCCUGCUGGAGAAGAAGACGGAGCUGGACAAGCGUGGGAUGGGGAUGUCCGGCCACGACUACAACAACGGGCUCAUCAACAAGCCCAUGAGCUGCCCUCGGCCUCCACUUCUUUCCAAAGACCCUUCGGCAGAUCCUCGCUUGCCCUUCAUGGAUAAGAUGCAGAGUGGAAUGUUUGGCGGUGGUGGAGCAGCACAAGCCCGGGCCAUGCAGCAGCCGCAGCCGCCUCCUCAGCCGCCAGUGCCGCCUCUCAGCUCCUCUCAGCCUAGUCUACGUGCUCAAGUGCCUCAGUUUCUCUCCCCUCAGGUUCAAGCACAGCUCUUACAGUUUGCAGCAAAAAACAUUGGUCUGAAUCCUGCACUUUUAACCUCACCAAUAAACCCUCAACAUAUGACCCUUCUGAACCAACUGUACCAGCUGCAACUGGCGUACCAGCGUUUACAAAUUCAGCAGCAGAUGUUGCAGGCGCAGCGCAAUGUUUCUGGCCCCAUUCGACAACAAGAGCAGCAAGUCGCACGUACAAUCAAUAACAUGCAGCAGCAGAUCCAACAGCACCAGCGUCAGCUGGCCCAGGCCCUGCUGAUGAAGCAGCAGCAGCAGCAGCCUCCCCCUUCCCACUCAGGCCUGCAUCCUGGAGGGGCCAAAUCCAGCCUGGAUUCAUUUCCAGGCCACCCCCAGGCUCCAGGCCUCCCUGACCUGCAGACCAAAGAGCCGCAGUCAUCUCCCAACACGUACAGCCCCUACGCUCUCUCUGGACUCAAUCCAAACAUGAAUGUAAACUGCAUGGAGGUGGGAAGUCUGUCUAUGAAGGAACCCCCUCAACCCCAGUCACGCCUGUCACAGUGGACACACCCCAACUCCAUGGAAAGCCUCUCUGGAAACUCGUCUCCUCUGGAGCCCAACCUGGGCAAGCAUGGAGCCACCCUGGGCCCUCCUGGUAAACCCCCUCAGCUGGACGACUCGUACAGCCCCUACAACCUGAUGUCCAGCUCAGAGUCUCCUACCAGCCCCCUGGUGCCCCCGGACAGCUGGGGUCAGGGCAAGAGCAGCAGUGACAAGAUGGCCAAUGGGACCAAUAUCAACUGGCCACCAGAGUUUUGCCCCGGUGUCCCCUGGAAGGGCCUCCAGAACAUCGACCCUGAGACAGACCCCAACGUGACCCCCGGCAGCGUCCCCAGUGGACCCACCAUCAACACCAACAUCCAAGAUGUCAACCGCUACCUGCUGCGGGACAGAAGUGGAGGCUCCUCUCCCACUUCAUCUCAGAACGAGGCUCUGCCUCCCUCCACUGAUUGGCCAGUCAGUGCCUACACUAGCUCGUUCAGUCUUUCGUCCUCGGAGAUGGACAAUGCAGGUAAACUGUCAGAGAUGAAGUCUACGUGGUCUCCGGGCCCCAUUUCUCACAGCCAGGCCUCUCUGUCCCACGAGCUGUGGAAGGUCCCUCAGGGCCCCCGGAGCAGCACCACGGCUCCAUCCCGCCCCCCACCAGGCCUCACCAACACCAAGCCUUCCUCCACCUGGGGGGGCAACUCUCUGGGCCUGGCCCAAGGCUGGAGCAGCUCGUACACCACAGCAGGAACCACGUGGAGUACAGACAGCUCCACCAGGACCAGCAGCUGGCUGGUUCUGAGGAACCUCACUCCACAGAUCGACGGUUCGACCCUGCGUACGCUGUGCAUGCAGCACGGCCCUCUCAUCACAUUCCACCUCAACCUGACGCAGGGCAACGCUGUGGUGCGCUACAGCUCCAAGGACGAAGCUGCCAAGGCUCAGAAGUCCCUGCACAUGUGUGUGCUCGGGAACACCACCAUCCUGGCCGAGUUCGCCGGGGAAGAGGAAGUGAACCGCUUCUUUGCACAGGGCCAGUCGCUGGGCGGAACCACCAGCUGGCAGGCCAGCCCAGGCACCAAUCAGACCAGGAUGGGGGGGGCUGGGUCCGGAGCCUCGCAUCCCAUCGGCCACUCGCCCCACUGGAACAACAACAACGGCGCCAGCAGCAGCAGUAGCAGCGGCCUGGGAGCAGGCGGGACGAAAACAGGCGGAGAGUUGCUGUGGGGAGGCGUCCAGCAGUAUUCGAGCCUGUGGGGACCCCCGAGCGGAGAGGAGGGACGGGUGAUGGGGAGCCCCACCCCAAUCAAUACACUGCUGCCUGGGGACCUGCUGAGCGGAGAGUCCAUGUAGGAGAGAGGAGCCCCGGCUAAACGUACACCAACAGGAGCAAGAACCUUGCAAAUCAAUGUGGAGAUAAUCAGCAUGGGCGUGACGGCGAGAGGAGGGACGGAGGAGGACGGCGACGUCUCCACCUCCUCCACUCCUUCGGUUUAACCACAUUUCAGUUGCAGUUCCUUUGAGAAUCUCAGUGAGAGAUUUCGGUCACAGUGUUCAGUUUUUACUUGUGGAGACACAGGAGGAAGUCUUUCACUCAGCAGAGAAACAGGACUUUGUACAGCGAUGAACUUUGGAGAACUGGCCGUGUGAAACGUACUUUAGUCAAACUGACAGUGACGAGCUGCCAUCUUUAACUUGCAUAAUCCCUCACUGCCUUUGGAGGCAAUCAUACUGCACCUCAGAGAUCCAUGUAAAAGGCAUCAUUCCCAAAGUAAACCCUUCAAUCAGAGUGGUUGUCGAACAUUCAGCUGGUCCAGACUCCACAUUUGUUUCUCUCAGCACUAAUAUUAGCCUUAAACUAUUUCCUGCCCUGCUAUCCUCACUCACUCUGUACUUGGUGAAGAAGCAUACGGACACUUGCACACCCUUAUUUCUGAGCCAGUGAAACCUGAGUGGAGAGUACAUGCUGCUGCGGCUUGACACAAGCAACCACAGCUCACAACUUCAGUGCAUUUUUUGCAGGCAGAUUGAGUUCCCCACAACGCUCAAAGGGAAUGAUGCAACUCUGUUCGCCUUGUUCAAGCCAUUUAUUUUUGUAGUGUUUUUUUUUUUUUAUUUUAUUUUUCUUGAACCAUUGCAAACAAAGCUAAGAGAUGAUAUUAUUCAGAUGUGUCUGUCGGUCUGUGUGGCGGGGGGUCGGGGGUGCACCGUGAACCAACCACUGCUUCUGCUACCGACCGCAGCCACAAACACUCAACGCACCUCAACCCGCCUGCGGGGCGACUCGCAGUCCGGUCUCAGUCUCAGACCCUCUCACUGAUGUUGUGGAAAACCUCAAGUCGUGCCCCCCACCUCCCCUCCUGUCGCCUCCCUCCCUCCCCCGCGGUGCCCGCUCCACCUGCAAACACCAUUAAAGUGACGUGCAAUAUAAGCCACAGACUCUACCGUCCAUCGCCCACCGCGGCUCUCGCACAGAGACGAGACUCUGAGGAAUGAGUGAACUGCAGAAGCUCUAUCUCCCCCCCACCACCACCACCACCACCACAAGAAACUGCCACUACUUUCUACCCUUCAUCUCCUCCUCAGAGAGUGUGUGAGCUCAGGAGCGUAGCGGAGCUGGUCCUCAACCAUCUUCUGUCCGAGACCCAAGGACACAAAGCACUUGUUCAGCCAGCCGACUGUCCGCAUCACGCCAGCGACUGGUUCUGGUUCUGGGGAGGGCAGGUGUGUGUGUGUGUGUGUGUGUGUGUCCACAGAGUGUAUGUGUUUAUGUGUGACUGGGGAGAAGCCAUCAAACCAAAACGAGAGGAGCCCAUUUUCGUUUUUUUUUUACCCGAAGACCCGAUGACUUUUUUCUCCCUCCUCCUGCCCACGUGUGCAUCGGUAGUAAAGUCUGAUCGAAGGCUUGUGAACUCGUGGUCUCUCAUAGCACUUAGCCAGAGCCUCGCUGCUCUUUACCCUCAAUGCCAACAAAUAGAAGAAAGGAGAAGCAACACUGGCAAAUAAAAACUGAAAAAGCAAAGACAAAAAAGCAAUCUGCUCAGUGGCUUCUCUGCAUACUUAUUUUUUAACUUAACAUGGAUGUGAACUUUUUUUUGUUUGUUUUUCUUUUUUUUUUUUUUUUGGAAUCCUUCUUCCCUCGAGUCAGUGGGACCAGAAAGGAUGUCAAACACGGUAGCAAAGUGAAGGGAAAAUACAAAGAAGACCUGAGUGAUGGUGGGUGUGGCUCAUCCUCACCCUCCUAUAUCAAAGUAAAUAUCACUGUUACAUUGCAGCGUUGAGUCUUUAGCCUUGGUGUCUGGAAGUGCUCGACGUGUUCGUGCUCUACUGGGUCCGGCAGGGAGGACCGCCGUCUCUUCUGUCCCGUCUGUGCUUGUUUUCUACCGGAGGCCCUGCCAACCUGUGUGAUAGUGUGGCCACUGAGUGCCUGCCUGCUGCAGAGCGGUGCUGCAGCAGCCUCGUCCCUCCCUUCCCUCCCCAUCGCUCGCUGCCUCCCUGCAGAUCCCCACAGACCGGCUUCCCUCUCGUUCCUCCCUUCGGGCCUCCAGGCCAAGAGCAGCUCUUUCAGAACCUGUAUUAAGUCUACUACUACUGCUAGCCAGAGUCUGUCCUCAGCAGCCUCCACUUCCACUCUCUCUGUCUCUCCUGCAAGGAUCACUUUAGCCAGAGAUGGAGUCGUUUGAUGUGUUUUGUUUUCUCCUGGAUUUUACUGAUGGAAUUGCCAGUGUGCAUUUUUUAUUUUGUUGUUGUAAGAAGUUUGCUGAUGUUGUUGCUGUUAUCAUUGAUGAUAUAGUUAAUGAUUGUCUCCGAUGAUGAUGAUGAUUUCAUGGCUUUUUAAAUACUGGUCUUUAUGCAGUGUUCAGCUCCUCUCCUGCCCCCUCCCCCUCCCCCCCACCGCCUCUGAGGCAAAGCCAGUGUGUAGUUAGGAGGUACGCCUCAGCUGUGCAGCAAAGCCCUGCUGCCAUGUUGGAGCAGGUGUGGUCCAGGUGUGGUCCAGGUGUGGUCCAAGUGUGGUCCAGGUGUGGUCCAGGGUAGUGAGCCAGUGCCCCGGCCUUCCUGGGGUUACUCUGUGUCACAACGCCUGGCGGUGUCGACGGCCUCGCUCACACUGGUGCUUUACGUUUAACUCUGGGAGCACUCGGUUAAACUUAGAACCACCUCAACUGACAACAGCCUUCCAUUUCUAUGCAAAGACAGGAGGUGUUCGUUCACAGCCAUCCCCUACAUCUGCCAACCUUCACUUCUCUCUCAACCUUUACUACCAGGCAGCUUCUCUCAAAACCUCACCUGGAUACCAUGUAGGGGACCUGAAGGAGCCUCUCCUUUAGCGGUUGGACGGAGCUGUUGGACGACACUAUCUGUUGGCAAACACAGUCACUUCUUCAGUCUUGUGCCAACUGAUUUACAAAUCUCUACUUCCACCUCGCCACACCCUACUUUAUCUUUAGCAUGAUGAGUUUGUUUCCUGCUGCCGGGGCAUACCACGAGCUCCGGCUGCCGGAGGCUGUAGGAGCAGAAGGGAGGACGGAUGAACGGUGCUGGUGUUCACCGACAGAGGACUGGAGGUCCAGAGGAGGUCCAGGCUGCAGUGGGGGUCCCUGUGUGUGUUUGUGCACUGUUUAUGGCUCACAUCGGGUACAUCUCUUUAAAAACCAAAAACAUUAUCUUUUUCUUUAUCAUCAAGGUUUUCGCAAAAACUAGAAACUACGAAAACCCGUCUGUUUCCGCUGUGCACUCUGUGUUGUGUCUCUGCAAGCUGCCGCCUUCUCCCCUCCAGGCUCGCUGUCUGGGCCUCGUGUGGGGAAGCUGUAUCCUGGAGGUUCUUUGGGACCGCCAACCUGAAGGUCGUGCCAGCCACUAUAUAUAUAACUAACAGGUCCGGCUCUGGGUCCCAGCAGCGACCCAACGUAUCGGCAGAAACGGGGACACGCCUCAAGUUCGGUACCAAGUCUUAAAGUGUAGGGGAUUGGCCCUCUUCCAGAGUCGCUCCAGACUCGUUCAACACAACAAUCACUAUUGCCUGUGCUGUCUGUCUGAUUGUUCCUGAACCUGCGUUCACUCCACACUGGACUUGAAUCAAGGAGCUGGUGGGGAAGUGGGGAGUUGACCCGAGUGGGAGGACGGGUGACCGGGACAGCGGUCGAGUCUCAGACGUGUCCUAGCACCAGCACUGAGAGCCCCGCCUGCACUCUUAUCUACCUGUCUGGUGUUGGAAAUCAGAUGCUCUCCCUUUUAUUUUUCCUUUUUGUUGACGUCACGUGGACUCAAAGCAACUGGAGCUGAAUUAAAAUAUGCUUCUCAAUCAUGGAUCAGACAAGGGUCUGAGGCAGGGACCCCAAAAGAGUUGAAUUAGCAAAUCUCUCUUUGAAAACAAAGGCCUGGGUUGAAUAUGCACAUGCUAGGUCCUAUACACUGUGCAGCCAGCGUACGCAGCGGCUGUAUGUGUGUGUACGUCUAGAUUUCUCUGUUUUCCACUUAGCCUAGCCCUGCCCUGCCCUGGCUCAGCCCUCCCUGUGGAUCCAACAUUAUAUUUCCCAGAAGACAAGAUCAUAAACAUAUCAGAGUAAUACAAAAUAAUGAAAACAAAUACUUGAAUCAAAAGAAGCGCCAAUAAUGUAAUGUGAACACUUUUUGUAGUGGUUUUUUGUCUCAUUCAUACACUUCAGAGAUUUUUGAUAGCAUCGGUUCAGAGUGAAUAAAAUUUGACAUACGAGUGUUGUUGAAAACAAAGAUCGAUAUAAAGGCUAAUUUUACAUCUGUUGUAUUGAGUGUUUGCACAAGGCUGCUUGUACUGUAUGAAUGAAUGUGAGCUGAGACGUGUGAGAGCUCGUGAUUACAGCGGACGAGUCAUCCGCCUCGUGUUUUCUUUUCAAUUCAGUAUACUUUUGUUGUUGAUUUUUUUUCUUUUUUUUUUUUGCUUGUCAAAACUAUAUUCUGAUGUUAAUUGUUACUAGCCUCUAGCGUUGCACUGAGUGUCGGCCUCCCCCUCAUCCAGCUAUAUGAACAACCUGAUACAAGUACUGAGGGGAGACGGGGACAGUUCACGUGUAAAUGUUUACUCAAGGACUAAAUACGUGUGUUUUUAAAAUGUAAUGUUUAUCUACCUUAGUGGCUUUCAUUGUGGAAUAAUCCAAGAAAGUAUGGAUCAUAAUUGAGUAUUGCACCAUUUUUCAGACUAUAAACCUAAAAAAAAGAAGAAAAAAAUGGAAAAAAAAAAAUCACAUAUGUAUAAAAAAUGCAGCGCAAAAAAAAAAAAAAAAAAAAGUAUUUUGCAGACCUGUGGCCAUAGAUUGGAGUAGAAGGACUUCAGCUCUCCCAAAUCUGAGCAACGGAGAGUGAAGGACAGACAUCAGACCGAGCCUUGGCUUCUAGGGCUCACUUCAGAGGUGCCUACCUUUUCUUUUCUUGGUUUGUUAGCUUUCGUUCUGUUUUCAUGUAUGUUCAGUUCACUCAUCUGUCUCAAUGCAAGGCCACUGACGGUUUACAAACACGUAGGGUUUUUUUCUAGAGUUCAACAAAUUUCAGCAAAACAAAGGAAUUAAACCAUGGGAAUGUUGGGAAAAGAAAAAGAAAAAAAAAAAAAGGACAAAUGCUUCCAUUUUUGAAAAAACAACAAAGUGCAACACAACACUUGACAGAAUGAAGAUUCUUGUGCUACUUUCAGAACUCUGGGAUUGAACAGUGUUGUCUUGUUCUGUUUAACCUUCUUUGUUAAUGUUGAUUUCAUGGACUAUCUGAAGCCUGUAUGUUUUAUGUUGAUUAUAUAUAUUUUUCCUUUAUAUAAAAUCAAAAAAACAAAAAAGAAAAAGAAAAAAAAAAGACAUAAUUGCUCACUAUCUUGCACACACACGAAAAAGUGGAUCUAGUCUCAGGAAGGCCAGGGUUCCAGAGUACCAACUCCACGCCAUUUUAAUGUACAUUUUUAUGAUGAGUUUAAAAAAGACAAAAAAAAACCAACAAAAAAAAAAAAA